CUUAGCACCGAGCAACAGGGAACGUGUGUGCUCGUGCUUCAGGCUCUAUAACGAACUUCAUCUCCAUCGCUCCGGACAAACAUCCGCAAUCUUUAAUUCGCUGCCCUUUGACUGCAAACCGGCUACUUUAACCUUCUGCUAUGGAUAGAAAGCGGCCUGGCAUGCCAUCAGGAGCACGGAUGCCUCACCAGGGAGCUCCAAUGGGCCCCCCAGGACCACCAUAUGGAGGAAGCCCUGCAGUUCGGCCUGGACUCAACAAUCAGGCCAUGGAGCCCAGCCGCAAACGACCCGCACCAUCACAACAACAGAUUCAGCAGCAACAACAACAGCAGCAGCAGCAGGCUGUACAGAAUCGAACCAGGAAGAAGCCCGUGGGAUUUCCUGGACCAAAUGAGAUUCCAGGGAGGCAGAUGGACAUGAGAGAGGCCCAAUCAGAUCCCACACUUGGAUUAAAUGCCAAGAGGAGGAAGAUGGCUGAUAAGAUCCUUCCACAAAGGAUUCGUGAGCUUGUACCAGAGUCCCAGGCUUAUAUGGACCUGUUGGCAUUCGAGCGGAAAUUAGACCAGACCAUAAUGCGUAAACGGGUGGACAUCCAAGAAGCACUUAAGAGACCUAUGAAGCAAAAGCGAAAACUGCGUCUCUACAUCUCCAACACUUAUAACCCUGCCAAGCCUGAUGCAGAGGACUCUGAAGGCAGCAUUGCAUCCUGGGAGCUACGAGUGGAAGGCAAACUACUGGAUGAUCCAGGAAAGAUGAAGAGGAAGUUCUCCUCAUUCUUUAAAAGUCUGGUGAUCGAGCUGGACAAAGACCUUUACGGCCCUGAUAACCAUUUGGUUGAGUGGCAUCGAACCCAAAACACCCAGGAGACAGACGGUUUCCAAGUAAAGAGGCCUGGUGAUGUGAAUGUGCGCUGUACUCUGCUGUUAAUGCUGGAUUACCAGCCUCCUCAGUUUAAACUGGAUCCGAGACUGGCUCGUCUUCUGGGUAUUCACACACAGACUCGCUCCAGUAUUAUUCAAGCACUCUGGCAGUAUGUUAAAACCAACAAACUGCAGGACUCCCAUGAUAAAGAGUACAUCAACUGUGAUAAGUAUUUCCAGCAGAUCUUUGACUGUCCACGUCUGAAGUUCUCUGAAAUUCCACAGCGCCUCACCAAUCUCCUACUGCCCCCCGACCCUAUAGUCAUCAACCACAUCAUUAGGUUGAAGCAGAUCUUUAGCGUUGACCCUAAUGAUCAAAAGAAAACGGCAUGCUAUGACAUUGAUGUAGAGGUGGAGGAUCCCCUUAAAGCUCAAAUGAGCAGCUUCCUGCUCUCCACAGCCAAUCAGCAAGAGAUUGCCUCACUGGAUAACAAGAUCCAUGAGACUAUAGAGUCCAUAAAUCAGCUGAAGAUCCAGAGAGAUUUCAUGCUCAGCUUCUCCAGAGAUCCCAAAGGCUACAUCCAGGACUGGCUCAAAUCCCAGAGCAGAGAUCUGAAAAUAAUGACAGAUGUUGUUGGAAACCCAGAGGAGGAGAGAAGAGCAGAAUUUUAUCAUGAGCCAUGGUCUCAGGAAGCUGUCAGUCGUUACUUCUAUUGCAAGAUUCAGCAGAGGAGACAGGAGCUGGAACAAGCCUUGGCUAUGAGGAACACCUAAACUCCUCACAGUUAGGCACGGUGGUUCAUCUGGGACAACGUUUGCUCCAUGUUGAGAUCCCUGCGUUGUUCUUCAGUAUAUGAGAGUUUGUGUGCGUGUUCAGUCAUCGUCACAUGACCUACAAUCUACCAUUCUGGACCAAUCACAUCCAGUCACAUCCCCAGCUCCGUUGUAUGGACAUUUUAGCCAACCAUGGUACAGUACUGUAUCUUCCAUGCUGGAUGAAAUCAUCUCACAAUACACUAUUUCUAGUUUUUAAUACUUAUUACUUUCACCAGCAUUUUGAACUUAAAGACUUGAGUGGACUUCAUCCGCGUAGACUGUGGAAACAACCUGUUUUCUAACAUCUGUUUCGAUUCAGCUAUCGAUCAUCCGCUCUUUGUAUUCAAACACGGUUUUGCAGAGAGAAACAUUGUGUUCUGACUAAUGUAUUAAUCAUGUCUCGUUUAGCCCACUUUUAUAUAAUUUAUUGGGUCAAGCAAAAAAUAUAUUUUUUGUUUAUCCGUUUCCUUAUCGAAAAAAAACUACAUUUUCUGCCCUUUUUAAGAAGUGUAUUUAUGAAGUACUUUGAUGAAGGCAGCUUUUAAAACAGAAUAUUUCAGUAUUGACUAAACCAACUACAGGGUAUUUUACACUCUUCUGUCCCUGCUACAGCUAUUGACAUUCGGCUGCAUUAAUUUAAUUGUACAUAAACAUUGAAGGAUGUUGUUUCAACAUAUUUAAAAGCAUUUGGAAGGAUCUGAUAUGUCACUUUUUUUGAAAACCUUGUAUCUGAAGAAAAGAUAUAAAGAAAGUGGGCCAUUCAAGCAAAUUAGGAGGAUAGGUUCACCCAUAAAAAAUUCUUGUCAUAUUUUUAUAACCCUGUAUGAAUUAAUUUUUUCUGUUAAACUUAAAGUAAGAUAUUUUGAGAAAUGACAGUAAGCACACAGCUGAUUGUAACCAUUGACUUCCAUAGUAGGUAAAACAAAUAAUGUGUUGUAGAUGUUUUCCUACUAUGGAAGUCAAUGGUGCCAAUCAGCUGUGUGCUUACCGUCAUUUCUCAAAAUAUCUUCUUUUGUGUUCAUCAGAAAAAAAUAAAUUCAUACCGAUUCAGAACAACAUGAGGAAGAGAAAAUGAUGACAGAAUUAAAAUUUUUGGGUAAACUAUCCCUUUAUUCUGAAAUAUGAUUUGGAUAGUUUCAGAGAUAUUUCCCUUUUCGUAACCAAAACCUUUAGUAGGCAUGGGCCGGUAUGAGAUUUUGGCUGUAUGAUAACCUUUAGCAAAAAUACCACAGUUUCACGGUGUUGCAGUAUUGCCAUUGCACCACUACAAUUUGUUAUUUUCAAAUGUCUGCAUAUGCAAACAACAACAUACAUUUUAUUUUUAAGCAACAUACAACAUGUAUGCCAGGCAAAAAUAAUUCCUUAAAUUAUAAUAUUUUUUAAAAAAAAAUACAAAAAUUAUCAUAUUAAAUGUAAACAUCAAAUCAAUUACAUGACUUAAUUAUUUAACUAAAUUUUGUGUAAACACAGCUUAUACCUUGAAAACUGUAUCACAUAAAAUUUUAGUGGUUUAUAACCUUGACUCUUUAAACCUCUGUAUACCUUGAAACCGGUAACCGGCCCAUGCCUAUGUGCACAUCAAAUUUUCUUUAAAUCCUUUAUUAUUUUAAUCUAUUUUAAUAUUGCUGUGUUAAAUUGCAUCACGUGGGCAUUUUUCUCCUUAGCGAACCUUCACUUUAUUUAAAGGAUCGUAUUAAUAAUUCGUAUUUGAUGUUUUACCAAAGGUCUAAAUGACUGAAAACAGCGUUCAGACUAAGAUGAAGGACUUUUUGCUUUAUGACUCUUAGAGUCUUUGCACUACAUCAUGGAUUGUCAUUGAGUGCUUUGAAAGCUUUCCAUGCUAAUUAUUUGUAACUUGACAAAUGAAGGAUAUAAAAAUGGGAACCCAUGUUUAAAUGUGUUAACGUUAGAUACAUUUCUACUGGAUUAUAGACUCAUUUUAUGAUCGCAUUCUAGUUCUGGGUGUUGAUUCUGCUCGUCCAGGUCAGUUAUUAGGUGUUUCCUGCCUUUUUUACACCUAUGCAUGCUGCAUGGACACAUUUUUAUACUUUCAUACAAGGACAUGAGAAACCUUCUGAUUGCUUGGGACUGGAUCAGAAGAGCACUGAUGUUUAGUUUGUGACCCUCAGUGACGGGGUCAGGUCACAGCCGCUACAUUAUAACCUAACGUGUCCAUUUAAGGUCAUGUAGUAUGUUGUUUUUUGAUUGUUUUUGUUUUGUCUUUUUUAAAGAUUUUGCAGUUUAAUAAGUGGAUAUAAGAAGCACACCAAGGAUUUUUACAGACUGCUACCAAGCCUGGUUGCAACAACAGCACCUCCCAUUGAAUCUCGUGGGUACUACAUGUAUAGUGUCAGCCAUUUUGAACAUUUUAUGAACUUGAGUUGUAACAAUGUAACGUUCAUUAUGACAUCUUCUUGUGGUUUUGUGUUAGCAACUGAAGAUUUUUGUUGUGUAAUGUAGUCUCUUGCUGUUCAAGCCAGCAGCUGUGCUCUGACUUACCACUGUUUGGUGUUCAUUGUUACCCACUCUCACGUAAUCAUUUGGUCAGCCACUAUAGCCUUUGUGACACAGAAUCACACUGCCAUCUAGUGCUUUUAAAGGACAAAUCUUCCCCAAACAGUGAAGGCAAAAACAAAAAACUGCACAUCAUUAGUAUGGGAUCACUGUUGAUUUAAGUGUAUUUAUAUAUUCAAGGCUUUAAACUUUUUUGAAACCUUUAUUACAACCAUUUUAUUUGGGUUAUAGUGUCAGUCUCUUAGAUUUGUUCACAGAAAUAGUGCCAGCAGACAUCUUUACAUGUACUGUAGGUUUUGAUGAUCCACUAUGUAAUUUUGUUUUUCUCACAAGUAUCUGUACUACAAGUUUGUUGUCUCACCUUGAUCUACUUUCACCAAAAGAGAGACUUCAGAAGUACGUGUGUUGGACAGCGAGGAUGUAAAUAAACAAGCGCUUGCCAAAGUUUGUAAAUGGAACACCAUACAAAAAAAAAUUUGUUGGACGUUUAUUUUAGAGGUAUGUGUUUGUGUGUGUUUCAAUCAAAUACAGUUACACAUUGUUAGUUAAGAAUAAGACUCAUUUCUGCUUUGAAACAUCAGUUUGUGAGUACAGCGGUUGUAUUUCAACAUCACUAGUUUCCUGAGUGCUUUUCAUGGACAUUUACUUGUGUCUUAAAGGAAAACACCCCCGUUUUUCAAUAUUUUACUAUGCUCUUACCUCAACUUAGACAAAUUAAUACAUCUUUAUGUACCAUAUAGGGAUAAAUUUAGAAGCCACCAAACACUUCCAUGUUUUCCCUAUUUAAAGAAUGUUACAUGAGUAGUUACACGAGUACGUAUGGAAAACCUAAAAGUUUGGUGGCUUCUAAAUUCCUACCUGUUUGGAUCCUAAGGAAUAAAUAGGGCUAGCUAAAUGCUAACACAUUCACGUCAAGUUGUACAGAUUAAU
Messenger RNA from Paramisgurnus dabryanus, 5120 nucleotides. It is a transcript of the gene smarcd3b, whose product is annotated as SWI/SNF related BAF chromatin remodeling complex subunit D3b. The record is from RefSeq and is a predicted model, not a curated record. NCBI's taxonomy places the organism in Eukaryota, Metazoa, Chordata, Actinopteri, Cypriniformes, Cobitidae.